Molecule: messenger RNA, 1002 nt
Organism: Erigeron canadensis
Lineage: Eukaryota; Viridiplantae; Streptophyta; Magnoliopsida; Asterales; Asteraceae
Product: reticulon-like protein B8
Exons: 6
Coding region: 127-843 (238 amino acids)
Source: RefSeq, a predicted model, not a curated record
CGCCAGCAGCCACCCAUCCCCCAAACCUUCAUUCAUUGUUUAAAUCGCUCCAUUCUUUCUCCUCCACAAACAGUUUCUGAUUCACCAAACAUACAUACACACUGUAUCUAUCUGCUAACAGGAGCCAUGCCUGAAGGAAUAACACCUGAAAAUCUGAUGAACAACAUCAUGGAUACGUUCUCUGAUAAGAUUCAUAAGCAGAAUUCCGGAUCUUUCUCUGUGGAGGAGAAAUCAGUUGGUGCCCAGUUCAAUAAGCUCUUUGGUAGACAGAAGCCUAUUCACAAUAUUUUAGGGGGUGGAAAAUCUGCUGAUGUGCUCUUAUGGAGGAACAAAAAGAUAUCAGCAAGUGUCUUAGGUGCGGCCACCGCAGUUUGGGUGCUUUUCGAAUGGCUGGACUACAACUUUCUGCCUCUUGUGUGCUUUGGUCUGACUAUAUGUAUCAUUGGUCAGUUUAUUUGGGCACAUUUACUGGGCGGGUCUCCACCUCGUCUUGUUCUCUCCGAUGAGUUACUUGAGAGAAUUGCUACUACAGUAGGGGGUGAAGUUAACCGUGCUUUGGGUUUCCUUCAGAGUGUGGGUUCCAGAGGGGAUAUCAAGCAACUGGCAAUUGUUUGUGGGAGCUUGAUAACUGCUGCAAUAAUUGGAACCUGGUGUAACUUUUGGACUGUUAUUUAUAUUGGUUUUGUUGCUGCCCACAUUCUGCCUGUUGUGUACGAGAAGUAUGAUGACCAAAUUGAUAAUGCGGUGUAUAAUGUCCUGGGAAAGCUUCAGAACAACUAUAGUAAGCUGGAUGCUAGUGUGCUAAGCCGAAUUCCAAAAGCAACAGGAAAGAAGUAUGCAUAGUUGUGUUCGAGAAUGUUAUGUAAGUUUAACAGUUGCCAUUGUAGACUGUUAAUGGUGUAUUUAUCUGCCAUUUGGUAAUAAAUUAUUGCUAUUGUGAUACUAAAAUAUUAACUUGGAUAUAUCUAACUUUGAAUAUAAACGCCCUUUCAUUUUCUCAAA